ACAUCUAUAGAAUUUGGCAAUGGCUGAAUAAUCUGAAAACAACCGUUGCCAAUCAAGUUCCUUGAACUAUUAUUGUUUAGAGCUAUUUGCAAAUUAUAAAGAAUUGUAAAUUUUUAAAACAAUUAUAGUUAAAUAUUUAUAGUACAUGAAGGUUUUUGAAUUGCCUAAAGUAUUCCUAAUUAUUCAAAACUUGCUAUUAAAUUUUUCUACAUAUCAGUAGAUAUUUUGACGACUUUCUGCUUCUUCAUGGCUGACUGUUAGAAACUGAAUAAUCAAAUAUGAUCGGAUUUUUUAAAGAGGAAUAUUGAAGAAGAAAUUGAGAUGCAGUAAAAGUUAGGAAUAAUUCCAUUUAAAAGAAGCAUUGCUGGGAUUUUUUCCCUCAAACAAUUAUUGAGAAGCAUGUAAACUGUUUUUCAAUGGAUGUUUACACAUAAUUUCAUUCCUCCUUAAAUGCUAUAUAAGAUUAUUCUGCUAAUGAUUCAUUAGCUGAAGACUUUGCCUUGCUGGAGUGAAGAUGCUGGUGGAAGUCGCCAGCGCUAAACAUCAGGCCUCUAGAUAUUUAUCCUCUACUGGAAUGGCUGCAAAAGAGCUGUGUGAAAAUGAUGAUGUUGCUUCCAGUCUUGUGCUAGAUCCCUAUCUUGGCUUUUUGUCUCAUAAGAUGAAUAUUAAAUCUUUAGAUAUCUUAGAAUAUUUGAUAAAGAAUCUGGUUUCAAAAUGUCCAUUUGUGAAAGGUAUUCCCUUGAAGGAAAUGUAGGAGCUAAAGUUUGUGCAACCAAAAAAUGGUACAAAGGGGAUAAAAUUCAUAAUCUUGUUGGUUGCAUUGCUGAACUAUCAGAAAAAGAGGAAUCAGAAUUACUGAAGCCUGGAAAAAAUGAUUUUAGUGUCAUGUACUCUUGUAGAAAAAACUGUGCUCAACUAUGGCUUGGCCCUGCUGCAUUUAUUAACCAUGAUUGUAGAGCAAAUUGUAAGUUUGUUGCUACAGGAAGGGAUAGUGCUUGUGUUGAAGUUUUGAGAGAUAUAGAUUUGGGUGAAGAAAUAACCUGUUACUAUGGUGAAGAUUUCUUUGGAGAUAAUAAUUGCUAUUGUGAAUGUGAAACAUGUGAAAGGAGAGGUCGAGGAGCUUUUAGUACUAAAACUCCUAAACACGAAUAUGGCAUGGAUUCUAGACUCGUGUAUUGUUUGCGGGAAACCGACAACAGGUUAAAUCGUUUUAAAAAGCAAGUUAACACCGCUACUAAAUCUGCUGAAAGAAACGAUAUUCUAUCGGCUAUGUCUGAAACAAAAGCACCUGGCAAUCCAUGUCGAAACAUUUUACCAAUGCUAGAAAGUCAAAAGAAAAAAGUGAAAAAUCGUAACAGAGCUAAUAAAGUUAAAGAGAACACAAGAGUUAAAAGGGAAAAUCAAACUACUAAAAAAGAGCCCGAGAAAGCCAGUGAAUGUGAUAGCGAAAUGGAAAAAAUAGAAAGUUAUACUGAUGUUCAGGAUAAAAGUUCUAAACCAUGCCUUGAUAAUGUUUCGGAAGACGUAUCGCACAAGAACACUGAUAGCAAUAUCCACUUUUCUCCAGAUAGCGUUGUGACAACAUCAGAAGAAUGCACUCUGCUUAUUCCCAAGGAAAAUGAAAUGCAAAGUUCUAAAGAAGUGGGAUUUUCUAACCCUGAAAUUAUACAUAUGGAUGUAGAAAUUAAUAGCAGUGAUGAAAUAAAUAUUGCAAGUAUUACGCAUGAAGAAUGUGAUAAUAGUAUUGAUUCAAAUACCACAAGUUUAGUUGUAGACACCCUCAAUAAUUCAAAUGUGAAAAUUCCUUUAACAGAAAUAAAAACUUUUCCUAAUUUUGACUUCAGGGAAGUCAUAAGUAAAAAUAUGGGAGACAUUAGCUCUACUGAACACAUUCAUACCGAUUACCCCGAUGAUGUUAGUUCUCAUACUGAAAAUGGCAUCACUGUUGGGCACCUUAAAUUUUCUAACCCAAAUAGUCCUGUUUAUGUAGAUGACACACAAUGUAAAGAUAUUCAAAAUAUUGACUCGAGUAACAGUUCAGAAAAUAGUGAAACGACAAACAAUCACUCUGAAGCUGUGCUUCCUAUUAGCACUAAAUAUCAAAGUGAUUCUGGUAUUGGAUCUGAAAGUAACGACUUUCAAACUGUGUUUGCUUCUCUGCAGGAUACAGCAAUUACCUCCCACCCUGUUGAGGAGGAUACGUGUAACAAGAAUCAGUUUCCUAAACUAGAUGCCAGUGAGAUUGGCCAUUCAAUUCCUGAUGAUGAGCAAUGUGAUUCUUUGCCAAUUCUUCAAUUGAUGGAAGUGUCAAGCCUCAGCCCCGCUCAGAACUUGAUGCUGCCCACACUUGAUACAAUAACAGACUCCAAUCCGGUGACUGAAUCAGAAUAUCUGUUAGAGCAAGAAGAACGAGAUUCUUUACCAGAAACUCCCUGGUUUAGAGAAAUAAAUAAAAUAGGUUUCUUACCAGAAAAUGAAUGUAAUUCAGAGACUUCGUAUCCGUCCACCUUAAAAUUCAAGUGGACCAAUAAUAAAGCACCAGAUGUGAGAAAAGUAAGGACAUUAGCUGAAAGGAAAAUUUUACCGCCAUCUCCAGAACGCUCUAAACUUAUUCUAAGAAUUAAAAAGACAAAUUCAGGUAUUAUUUACUCUUCAACCAGUCCCCGUAAACCGGAGCGCAAGUUCUUUCGAGAAAAGCAGCGUCCCAAUGGUUACCUCGAUCACUACAUAUACAAUAAUAGAUAUAAGAAAAAGAAAGGUAAGCACAAAGAACAUUAUAACAUACUGAAGCGUAAUAACACUUUCCAAAAAAUGGACUUUUCUUCAUAUAGGGAUAAAAAUAAUUACACAGAAACUUUUUCAGAAUUCGUGAAAAGGGUGGGUGAUGUUAAAUAUAAAAGAAUCAAAUUAAAAUAUGGGUUAUAUAAUUCUUUAACCAUUGACAUUCCACCUUCUAAACUCAGAAAAGUGUCUUAAUUUUAAAAAAAUAGUGAAAUCAUUAUUGCAAUUUUUAUAGCAAUAUUGUUUUAUAUAAUUAAAAACUUUUUUAAUUUUUGGUUAUAACACUGCCAUAAAUUAUUUCUUAAACUGACAUUGUGUUAAUUUACUCUUAUUGCAUCUUAAGAACCAUGCAUUUUUUAUUUAUUGCUUAUUGUUCAAAUUAUUAUAAGUUGUUAGAAAAAAAAAUCUAUGCAUAAUAUUUUGAAUCCUAAAAAUAUGUUUGCAAAACAAGUGAAACAAUCUUCGGUUUCAAGCACUUCUCUCAAUGACAGCUUAAAUUUUAAUUUAUACUUUCAUUGUUUUCUGUUGAUAGACACUAAGAAAGUUGAUUAUUUAAUUUAAUUUCUAUGUAAUCUUUAUGUUGUAAUACAUUUCUUCAAAUUUUAAAAAGCUUCUAAGGUCAAUUUUUAUUUAAUUUUGGCAGUAUUAUCAUUUUUUAAAUUUUGAAGAGGGUAUCUAAGUUAAUAUUUUAUAAUUAAUAAGUGAAUUAAAAAAAAAAAAAAAAAUUAGCAAAUUGCAGAAUUGCUCCAUAGCUGGUCUGUUGCUACUUUUUUUCCUCAAGAAAUUGUAAUCAAUAUAUUUAAAAUUUAUAAAUUUUUUAAUGUAAUUAUAUGCUUUGACUCCUAAUGAUUGAUAUUCUGCAUUGUAAAUUUCUUUUGCCAAUGUUAUAAAGUGCAAUUUUUUUUUACUAACACAGUGUCAGUGCUUAAGAACUUCUCUCUGAUUGUACAUAAACAGAAAGAAACGGCUCAUCUGUGAUGUUUAAUUGUAUUUGAUAUUAAAGUAUGUUUUGUAUAUUUGUCUAUUUAUAUUAAUUUUAUUAUCGUCUCAGUUGUUCAUAUCACAUUUCAAGUGUUAAUAUCUAUCAACGUUGACUCUACUUACGUUACAUUCUCCUGUAUUGUUUACAUUAAAGUCUACUAUCUUAAAAUUGGACUUGCUUUUAACUAUACAUUUUUUUCAUUGUACAUAGAAAUAAAACAUUACUUUCUAUUUUAAAUAUUUAUCUGUUUUUAUAAUAAGUACUAUAAUGUGCUUUUUUCCUAAACAGUGGUGUGUUCUAUGAUACUGACAGUGAGCUUUUGUAUAAGGCAUGGAAGGAUACAUUAUUUUUCACUUUAUCUCUUCAUUAAUCAAUUUUGACUGUAAAUACAUUUACAUAAAAAUAAAAAAAAACUUUCAAUAUUUGAAAGACAUCGUAUAGAAUUCAUAAAGGCAAUCUUGUACAUAACUUAAAUUAUUGUUGCUUUCGCUGUGCAGUACCAUUAAUGAUUAUUGCACUGAAACAUUUUUGAUUUUUAGUCAUUCUGUUUUUUUUCUUCCCCCUAAUACUUUGAAAUGUAAAUUUUGACGUAUUUAUUUUAUACUGUGCUUUUAUGUAAUUUUGUUAAAAGUUUCGAAAGGUUCAUUUUUUUUGUAGCUCGGUUAUCAUUCCUUUCAUAGAAAAGUGGUCUUUAUAUUUAUUUUAUUAGUUUCAGUAGCUCUUUUUUUCUGGUGUCUUUUGACCUCCCACUAUCAAACUUGUACAGUUACAUUAGGCUGGGUUUACUAGCGUUUUUUUAUGGAAGUGCCUGCGCUCUAAAUGUAGUAAUUUUAUUUUAACGGCUUUUAAUUUUUUAAAUUGAAAAUUAUUAAAAUUCAUUGUUAAAUAAAUAAGAUAUGGUUUCAAAGUGCAUAGAAUUAUUGUUAGUUAAAUGCAACCUUUUUUUAUUAAAAAUGCAUAAUUUCAUCAUGAUUUUAUAUUUGGUAAUAUCAAAUGAACAUUUUAAGAUAUUAAUUAGAAAAUAACUAUUUAUUAAAUAAACAUUUUAUUAAGUUUUUGACAUUAAAGUCACUCUAGAAAUGUUCAUAAGUGGCACCAUUUAAAUACUAUUCAAACAAUUUUUCUAAUGGGGCUGAAGUCCUAUUGGGUAAAGGUUUAAAUUUGAAAAUCAAUGAAAGGAAUCAUUAACAUUAUAAAAUAAACAUUUUUAUUUUAAAUUAAAAACUAUUUUUAAAAAAUUGAAUGAAAAAUUUGUUAGAUCAAAAUUUGGGUAAAAAUAAUUUUAGUUACGAAAUUUUCAUUAGCAUGCUAUCAAAAUGAGUGAUUUUUUUUGUUUACAUCUAUAUUUUUUUUAUUCAUGAUUGGUGUGAAAAUUGUUUUCAAAAGCAGAAAGAAAAAUCAAAAUGUUUUUUUAUUUAAUCAAAAUGUAUGUUUUUAAAAUCAUAAUCAUUAGUUUUUAGACUUACUUUUUUUAUUAGAACUUUUAAUUCACUGCUACAAUCCUAGUAUGUUUCACUUAUAAGAUUGUAAUUCUAUCAAUAUUUAUGAUGAUUAAAUAUCUAACUAUAAAUAUUCAUAUCUUGCAGUAAUUCAAUCUAGAUCAUUUUUACUAAAAAUCUAUUGCUGCUUUUAGUUAAAAUAUUUUUUUUUAAUUGAAAAAAAAAUCUUACAAUUUUAUUUAUAAUUUGCUUUUUAUGAUUUUGAUUCCACUGAAAGUUGAAAUGAUCUGCUUUUAUAUGCAAUUAAAAAUUCUUAAUUUGUUUUAAAUAAAAUAAAAAAAUUAAUUUUAAACUUUUGAUCAAAUCAAUUAUGAUGUGAAAUUUGAACAAACUUAUAAUUGAAUUUUAUUUCUUGCUUACUUUAUGUAUAAAUAAAGUAUUACUUAUUUGGUA
Molecule: messenger RNA, 5655 nt
Organism: Parasteatoda tepidariorum (common house spider)
Lineage: Eukaryota; Metazoa; Arthropoda; Arachnida; Araneae; Theridiidae
Source: RefSeq, a predicted model, not a curated record